Miscanthus lutarioriparius is the source of this 1326-nucleotide messenger RNA. Lineage: Eukaryota; Viridiplantae; Streptophyta; Magnoliopsida; Poales; Poaceae. The record is from the annotation of a GenBank genome assembly.
AUGGCGACUAGUACGAAUGCUUCUGCAUCCACUCAUAGUGGUGAAAGUGAAGAAUUUCCUAUUGCCAAUAAUCCUGCUAUUGCAAAUCGAGUCUUGGCUUCUGCUCGUGUGAUUCCUGCAGACGAUGAUGACAAGAAGCCCCUGUGGAGGAACCUUCCUAGAGAUAUUCUACUUCCAACUGAGGGCAAUGAGAAGAUGAGGAAGAGGAGGGAUGUUUCGGCUAUUGAGUGUAGCUUCAAUCUAGAAGUCCAUAGCCAGCUUGAUGAACUGAUAGCUAGGAUGUUCUACAUAGCAGGCCUACCUUUUAAUCUUGCACGUAACCCAUAUUUUAGGAAGGCUUUCAUGUUUGCUGCCAAUCAUCCAAUUGGAGGAUAUGUCCCUCCAAGCUACAACAAGCUGAGGACAACUCUUCUUGUGCAAGAGAAGACAAAUGUUGAGAGAUUGCUGCAGCCCAUCAAGGCAACAUGGAAUUCUAAAGGUGUGAGUAUUGUAUCAGAUGGAUGGUCAGAUGCUCAAAGGCGCCCACUCUUGAAUUUCUUGGCUAUGACGGAAGAUGGUCUAAUGUUUCUUAAAGCAUUCAACACUGAAGGAAUAUCCAAGACCAAGGAAUAUAUUUUAGAGAAGAUGCUAGCUGUAAUUGAUGAGAACAUAUGUGCUCCUAGGGACAUUGAGGAUGAGCUUUAUAAUGAAUUCCAAUGGAUCAGUGAGAUCAUUGGAGAUGCUAGCAGUAUAAAGAAUUUCAUCAUGAAUCACUCCAUGAGGCUAUCCAUGUUCAAUGAGUAUAGCAAGCUUAAGUUCCUUGCCAUUGCGGAGACAAGAUUUGCCUCUGCUGUUGUGAUGAUGAAGAGGUUUGUGGCUAUAAAAGAUGCUCUUUUAGUGAUGGUAGUGAGUGAAAAGUGGACUGCCUACAGGGAGGAUAAUCCUGGUCCGACCCAAUUUGUGAAGGACAAGAUUGUGAAUGAUGUGUGGUGGGAUAAGGUGCGCUAUUUCCUUAGUUUCACUGAUCCUAUCUAUUCUAUGAUGCGGGCAGCUGAUAUUGACAAGCCAUGCCUCCACUUGAUAUAUGAAAUGCUCAAUCCUGCACGUGCUGAGGAUCUAGUUUUCACACACCAGAACUUGCAUCUUCUUUCUAGAAAAAAUGAGGAAUACAACCAUGGUCCAUCAGCAAUGUGGGAUAUUGGAGCUGAUACUUUUGAAGCUGAUUUUGAGGGCGGUGCUGAUUUCCUUGAGCAUGCUGAUUUGUCACUUGAUGAGCCAGACCUUGAAAGAGUUCUUGAAGAUCUUGGGGCACUAGGUCUGACUGAAGAUGUUGGAUCAAGUGACUGA